Molecule: messenger RNA, 2982 nt
Organism: Xenia sp. Carnegie-2017
Lineage: Eukaryota; Metazoa; Cnidaria; Anthozoa; Malacalcyonacea; Xeniidae
Product: transient receptor potential cation channel subfamily V member 3-like
Exons: 7
Coding region: 191-2662 (823 amino acids)
Biological process (GO): calcium ion import across plasma membrane
Cellular component (GO): membrane
Molecular function (GO): protein binding; calcium channel activity
Source: RefSeq, a predicted model, not a curated record
GUUGAUAAGCAAAUGAUAUAUCUCUGACAAAAAGUUAAAGUUGUGAAAUCGGAUAAACGUUUCAUGGUGUAAUGGGAAAAAACCGACUACGUCGCCAGAAGCAGAAAUACAUGUUAGCCAUUUGAAAAUAUAUAUCCAAAUAACUACGUAAUACGGAAUAAUCACCAUAACCAAGAACUUCAGAUACACGAUGGAUGAAAACCGGUCAAAAAGCAGGCACAGCGCGCAUGAAAUGAAAAAUUUUGAAAAAGUUAAGGCCAGCAGGAUUUUGAGCAAUUCGGGAAAGGUGAACGAGGCUCUUCACGCAGUCAUCGAAAAUAAACUUAAUAAAACAGCAUUAACGGAGCAAAAUAGUAGUGUACUGGAACGCAAUCGCGCUCUUUUACAGUACAUCGCAACGUUAGCAGAUUCCAACAGUAAAAACGAUCUUUUCAACUAUGAAUUUGUUGAAUCUCUAGUUAAAGGUGGCGCUGACAUAAACAUUACAGAUGAACAUGGUCAGUCCAUGUUUCACGAGGUCGCACGCUCAUGGAACGUUGAUGUCGCUAAAUUUAUUAUAACUAUGGGGGGAGAGAUCAACAUAAAAGAUAGCUUUGGGCGAACCCCUCUACACGUAGCUGUGUCAGUUGACUAUGUCGAAAUGGCCGAGUUUUUGUUAAAAAACCAAGCAGACAUUGAUGCAAGGACAGUAGGUGAAUUACAGGCUCCAAUACAUUAUGCUGCAAAGAAUGGUUCCGUGAAAUCACUUCAAUUAUUGUUGGGAUAUCAAGCAAAUAUUGACUCACUUGACUACAGAAAUCGAACACCAUUACAAUUGGCUGGAGAAUGGUCGCGAGACAGAACUGCAAAAGUUUUGAUCGACGAAGGUGCUUCGUCGUGUCUCCUUGACUCUUCCGGGAACUCAGGAUUGUCAGUUUUAAUUGAUCGAUUACCACACCUAUCGUUGGAAGCCCUUAAUCAACUCCACAGAACAGAUGUUAUAACAAGGAAGGAGAUUUAUUAUUUAAAUUUCCUCGAGACAUCGCGAAUGAAUAUACAAACGAAAAAAGCUCCAACUCCACUUGAAGCUGCCGUUUUUGGGAGAAGGUUCGAAGUUGUUUCACAUCCAGUCAUGCAGCGCCUCGUCUACCAAAAGUGGAUCAAUUUCGGUCGUAUGGCGACGAUAUGGGACCUAUGCUUUUAUGUCAUAUUCAAUAUACUGUGGACUGUAAUGUCUACACUAACACCAGACGAGGGUAAAAAGUUGUAUAAACCAUUAGACAAAAACAUUUGGCGAAUUUUAUUGCUCGUGGUUAUCUGUAUGAUGAUUGUUUAUCAAAUCGUUCGACAAGUGAGAAUGACUAUAAAGAAGAUGCGAGCACAAAAUUAUUGGAUCAAAUCUCAAACAGAGAAUUUACAAAAGGACUUAAAGUAUUGCCAUCCAAGAUGGCCACAAGAGGAAAAGGCACUAAACAACGAAAUGACGAGAAUUAAUAAAUUAAAGGGAUUUGGUGGAAACGAUGGAUGGUUUUACUACGACUGGAUAGUCUUGAUUGUAAUGAUUGGAGCGCUUGGUUUGCACUUUGCCUUUUACGAAGUCAAUAGCAACAGUGUAAAAUAUAUUUACACAAGAGUUCUAAGCAUUGCCAAUCUGGUCGUGUCAUUACGUUUACUGGAAACGGUGAGACCAUUUCCUGGCAUUGGAACUCUUGUCAUUCUUCUUGGUGAAACGAGUGGUGAUUUUAUCAACUGGGCAUUCUUGUUCAUUUUGCUUCUUGUACCGUUUUCAGCGUCUUUCUGGAUUUUUUUCGGCAGUUUAUCAUUGCAACCUGUGGAACACUACGAUGAAGUUAACAGUUUGAUAUACUCGGUGUUUCGAAUGGCGGUCGGAGAUGAUUUCCAUUUGGAAGAUUUAAUUAAAGCGGAACCAGUAAUGGCUCGUAUACUUACUGUAAUGUAUAUUACAGCUAUGACUAUAGUUACCUUAAACUUGUUAAUAGCAUUACUUUCAGACACAUUCACUCGAGUGCAUAGUAAUGCAGUAGCAAACGGAAUUAUGCAACGAGCCAUAAAAGUUAUAAAUGUAGAGCGAAUUUUGAAUAAAAAAAGAAAGUCAAAGUAUCAUGAGCAUAUCAGAAUGAACUGCAGCCCAGAAAUCACAGAGACUAUGGCCCAGUGUAUCACAUCAGAAGACAUAGCUGACUCAAACCAACUGAUUGACGACAUAGAGACAAUCAAACAGGCACUACAUAAUAGAUUUGCAAAAGUUUAUGGAAGAAAUAAAGUGUCCGAUUUCGAUAAACUUAGAAGCGACAUUAAAAAGAUUAAAGAACUUCAGAGACAGGACAAUGAUAAUCUAAUGGAAAUAAAACGACUUCUGAAACAACUACGAGGUUAUUCUCCCGGCAUUUCUCGUAUCUUUACACCAAAUCAAUGGAGAGAGAGAAUUCCCCUUUCCGCUUCCAAUACUUUGGUAGAAACAUCAAACGAGAAAAGUAACAAGAAAGAAGGAACGAAAAAAACGCAAAAAGGCGAUCGACGGCAAAAAAAAGGCGAUAAACGACAGAAGAAAGGUGAUAAGGGAGAUGAUUAUAAUAAACAAGAAAAAAAAAGACAAUCCAAAAACUCGUCAGAUAAAGGUUCAGACUGGGAGACAGUCAGUAAUAACAGCGUUUCUCUUUAAGGAAAAACGCUUGAGAAAAAUUUCUUUAGACCUUCCUAUAAACACACAUCUAUAGCAACAGGAGAUGUCUGUCAGGCAUGCGCAAAGUGCCCACACUUAAAUACUUUGUAACACCACGUAUAACUAAAUUACUCGAGCUGAUAGAAGACAGUGAUAGAAGACCUUGAAAAAAUAUUCAUUCUUAACGUAAUAAAGAAGAAAAAUCCCAUACUUUAAAUAAUCAAAGCAUUGUAGAGAAUGGUAGCGUUUUCUCUCUUUAUAAAUUGAAUAACUGAUGUAAAUUGUUAUUGCAGAAUACUAAUAUAGAAUAUUUAGAUGAA